GCAGUAGAAUUUAAUCCUUUGUGCUCGGAGUUGUCUCGCAAACCGCGUCCUCAGUCGACGUUGAAACUGGUUUGCUUUUAUAUGACAAUUUCUUCUCAAUAGCUUCGUCUGCGAUUUAGUGAAUGGACGUUUCAUCUGUUAUUAAAAUGAAUAAAGUCUACAUUACUGUUGCGGUUCUCCUAGCUGUUGCGGUUAUUGCCGUUCGCAGUAAUACUACGCCUGCGGAACAAUGCCCAGGUCAAAACUUCGAAGGUCUCAGUGAUAGGAUCCAAGUGUUGCCUUGCGAAUCGAAACGGUGCAAGCUGCGCAAGAACAGUAAUACAACCGUUAUACUCAAAUUCCAAACAAAAACCGAAGUCAAAGAGCUUACAAAUAAUGUGUUCGCAAAUUUGGGUGGCCUGCCAUUGCCGUUUAUCGGAGUUUCCGGAAUGAGUGCUUGCCCGCAUGUGAAGCGAGCGGACAACGGGCAGCCCGCGCCCUGUCCUCUCGCAGCCAACGUGGAGUAUGUGUACACCAACCAGUUCCCUAUCGAGUCCUUCUACCCCCAGGUUCCCCUUCGCGUUCAUUGGGCUCUUAAUGAUGGCCAAAAAGACGUUAUUUGCUUCGAGGUACCCGCCAUUAUAACAAAGCGAUAGAAAAAAAUCGAGAAUCUAUAAAACAUAUAUUGUUUUUGCUAUCCACUUCCGUCAAUAAUAGUAACUAGAUUAAGGAUCAGGAACAAAAUGCAUAGCCAAGUGGCCUCUUUCACACAUAAAUAUUUAAACUACGUGCGAAAUGUUGAUUGUUUUCAUUAAAUAACAAAAACACGUUACAACAACAAUACGUUAACACAAAUCUCGAAUAUUAAUGUUUAAGACCUUCUGUCAUCAAACUUCAGCUAAAGAAAUAGAAAAGAAGGGUAAAAAUAUCAUUUAUGUUGAAAAUGUAACGCAAAUAAGAACACAAAUCCAUUUGUGCCUUAUUUUUCAGGCCGUUUGGGGACUUAUCAGAAAUCUAGUAGAUAAUAUUAUUGACUGAAGACUGUCGCGGUAUAAUAUAAAAUUGUGCAUUAAAAUGUAAGUUUUUUCGCGUCAGGUAUGUUGUGUAUUUUUUAUUUUGUAAAUGUUGUUUACAUACAUGAUAAGUGUGCUUCAGGUAUGAAUAUGAAAUGUAUAUGGGUAUAUAAUAAUCAAAGGGAUAAACACGGGUUCGAUUUCCAAUCAGGUAUUUUUCUUAUCUCUCUCUCCCUCUAUAAAUCUUGUUACCGUUUCAUCAUCAUUACAUAUUUUAUUUAAUGAGGGAUUCAUUAGUUGUCCAAACAUUUUGGUCAAAACCAUAAUUAAAUUAUAGUAUAGUAGGCAGUCAGCACCGCCACAAAAUGCAAGUUUUCUUUAAAUACUGUAGUCGAAUGUAGCUCCUCCAUGUGACGACGCUUUUAGACACAGAUUAAUAUGAAACUACACAAUAUAUUGGUGUAGAUUCGGUUGUACUAAAACUAGUACUGUCCUUUUUCUUUGGUGUAAUGUGAAAAGAAUAGCGUUAAAGUAUAUUAA
Pararge aegeria (speckled wood butterfly) is the source of this 1532-nucleotide messenger RNA. Its product is annotated as ecdysteroid-regulated 16 kDa protein-like. The record is from RefSeq and is a predicted model, not a curated record. Lineage: Eukaryota; Metazoa; Arthropoda; Insecta; Lepidoptera; Nymphalidae. Bases 123 to 635 code for a protein of 170 amino acids. Gene Ontology annotation, biological process: sterol transport. The transcript is spliced from 3 exons. Gene Ontology annotation, molecular function: sterol binding.